UACUCUCAUCAUCACCAUCAAAAACUUCACAAGCCUUUUUACUUACAAAUUAAGAAAGAAAAAUGGAGAUGCAAAGCAACUGCGACUUGGAACUUCGCCUUCUUCCUCCUCCUUCUUAUGAAUCAAACAGCUCUGAAAUUCCACAACCGAAGCAAGAACCUCAGGUCUGUGUUUCUUCAGAUCUUAUCCAACUCCAGGCAACAGCUUUACUAUCACUAGCGAGAAGAGAUAGGGAAGAGAGAUCAUUGUCACUGGAAAGUUCAGACGGCUCAGAUCCUUCAGUAAUUCCAAGCAAUUUGUAUCGAGUUCAUCAUCAGAAGGCCUCUACGAAGAGAUCUCUUCGUAGCUUUCUUCAGAAACGGAAUAUUCGGAUUCAGGCUUCUUCUCCUUACCGCCGAUUCCCAAUAAAUAUGUUUAUGUGAUUUCAGUUUUUCUCAUGCUAUUAGAUAUUUGAGUUAGCACAAUUUUAAUUAUUUGAAUCAAAGUGUUUUUUCUUGCAACAUUGAAAGUUCAGGUCUAUCAAAAAAAAAAACAUUGAAAGUUCA
Molecule: messenger RNA, 545 nt
Organism: Raphanus sativus (radish)
Lineage: Eukaryota; Viridiplantae; Streptophyta; Magnoliopsida; Brassicales; Brassicaceae
Product: protein TIFY 5B-like
Exons: 1
Coding region: 63-422 (119 amino acids)
Source: RefSeq, a predicted model, not a curated record